Molecule: messenger RNA, 819 nt
Organism: Pyricularia grisea
Lineage: Eukaryota; Fungi; Ascomycota; Sordariomycetes; Magnaporthales; Pyriculariaceae
Exons: 2
Source: RefSeq, a predicted model, not a curated record
UUGCUCUGGGUUAGCACCCAAGUCCAUCUUUGCCCAAUUCCCAAGAAUAUCUUUUGUGAGGAGAAUCUCUUUGAACAUGGAAGAUCCACACCACGUGUUCUGCGUGUGCGGGAAGUCAUCGUUUAUUGGAUUCAUGCUACUUCAAUUCACCCCUGCAUGAUCUCGCAAAGUCUAUCGUCUUUUGUUUUGCGAAGUCACAACUUGGGCCAAUGUGUUGACUUUGUUCCGGACGUGCCACUCCAGCGAGCCAGUCGAGAAUUGUCUACGCUAGUACCGUACCUACUCGUUGGUACAGACGAUUCCUCUUUCACCGAACAAGUCUUCUUGGCUCCUCCUCUCGAGACAGCCACCUCCCAUAGGUGGAAUAGACCGGGCGAUAUCAUGUUCGCCGCCUCUCCCGGUGAGGAGCAGCCUUCUCCGGCUUGACCCAGGCAAUCACAGCUGCCAAGAUGGCAUGGGUGGCAUCCACUCAAGCCAAGCCGUUGGGACCACGGAAAAGACAGGCUGUGGGAUGUCGGUCCAGGCAACCCCAAUUUACUCGCUUCUCUAUUGAUUCCCUGAUCCACCUGAGAUAUGGCUUUCUGAUCUAUGUAACCCGAAGUGCGGGAACAUGAGACCUCAGCCCAUACAAUGUUCUGCACAGGCGUAGCGAGGAGGGCAUUUUCAAAAAUAGGACAAAAACAACUUUCAUCGAGCCUGGUCGGCGUGCGAAUCAGAAGAAGAAGAAAAAAAUAGUCAGAGUAAGAGUCGUGUCCAACAGGUACCAAGUCUUGCAGUUCAGAAUCCCAAGUAAAGGCUCAUGGUGGCAUCGGAUCGCGG